UUAAAAUCAUUAUUGAAAAAAUGCGCUAUAGCCGCAGAAAUACAAACCAUUAAAGACCUUUUACUACAUUUUGGUCGAGAUCCGGCGUUUUCAAAAUAGAGAAAAAAAUUAAAAUCUUAAUUUUAGGCAUUUAAGAGUAAUAUUUCAGAUAAAAAACUGCAAAUAAACAUUGAAGAUUCGUCCUAUUAUGUCUCGCGACAAUCAUUUACGAUUAAAUGAAAGGCCCGAAAGGUCAACAUCACGCUCAAUAUCAAGAUUUCGCAACAAUGCUUCAAAAUCUCACCAUCGCUCACGUUCACCACCACUUUAUAGAUCAUCUCCACCGUUAAAGAGAUCAAGAUAUCAACGGGAAAGAAGUCAUUCGAUUGAAAAAAAUGGACAUCGACGUGGCCCAUCACCUACCGAUAUUAGAAGAAAAAAUCCAGAUCCCUCAAAAGUUUUGGGCGUUUUUAACUUGCAUGUCAAAACAACUGAAAGAGAAAUUCGUGAUGUUUUUGAUCGAUUUGGUCAAAUUGAUGAUAUUAUAAUGGUAAAGGAUGCAAAAACAAGAGGAUUUCGAGGCUAUUGCUUUAUAUAUUAUAAUAAGCAACGAGAUGCGACCGAGGCCUUAAGUCAAUGUAAUGGAAUAGAGCUCAAAGAGCGUAUGAUAAGAGUUGAUUAUUCUCUAAGUGAAAAACCACAUUCAAGCACGCCAGGUGAAUAUCGUGGCAAACGAGGAGGAAAUGUUCGCGUAGGGAGUUUUCGCUCAAGACCAUAUGAGAGAACACGUUAUUAUGAGAAGCAUGAUAAUGAUCGCUUUAGAAGACAGCGCUCCUCAGAAAGAUCUUUUCGAAAGGAUGAUUACAGAAGACGCUCUAGAGAACGAAUUCCAAGAUCAAUCGAUGAUCGUCAUAGAAGAACCUCGCGAUCCCCACGUGACAGAUACGAUAGAUACUAGAUAUUUCGCAUUCAAAUAUGCAUAUUGAAAAUCUAUCAUUUCUAAAGCAAUUAUUUUUUUACUACUUAUUUUCCUUUUUCAACAAUAUUCUUUAUAUUAAUUAAAAUUUAACGACCAAAAUUACUAAAUUGUCUGAUCUUUAUUAUUAAUCCGAUAUCGUUUUUAUUUUUCUUACCUAAUCGUAAUGAAAACCUUAUUUCUUUACAAAUUCUAAAUUGC
Molecule: messenger RNA, 1156 nt
Organism: Chironomus riparius
Lineage: Eukaryota; Metazoa; Arthropoda; Insecta; Diptera; Chironomidae
Source: the annotation of a GenBank genome assembly